UGUCACAGCGUUAUGAGUCCUCCCUUCAUUGACCAUAACAGGACUCGGUAGAGAAGCUGUCGGGGUGGAGCAGCUCUGCCAACACAAGCAGACGAUUUAAAAAUGGAGCUCGGCGUCAGUCAGCGAUAGAAAAUAUGAACUGUCACCCACCAGGAGUCACCGCACUCGUCCGCUCUCAGUCACCGUAGUCACAGCCGGGCACACUUCGCCUGUAUGGCGGGUCUGUCUUAUUUAGUGCUCCGUUUUUCGGGCUCCGCUGGUCGGACUUACGGAGUGUUCUCCAAAGGCUUGACGAGGACUUUGUUGAUAUUUUUUGAUCUCGCAUGGCGCCUGCGAAUCAGAUUCCCCUAUAUCUACCUCGUGGCUUCGAUGAUGUUUAACGUCAGAUUACAGGUUCACAUUGAAAUCCACUGAGUCUUCAAUGCCUGCGUUUGGACUUUGGAUUUCGAGCACUGCCGUGUUUCAGCCCUCCUAAAAAAAAAAAAAACCC
Molecule: messenger RNA, 490 nt
Organism: Acanthopagrus latus (yellowfin seabream)
Lineage: Eukaryota; Metazoa; Chordata; Actinopteri; Spariformes; Sparidae
Product: small integral membrane protein 10-like protein 2A
Exons: 2
Coding region: 214-414 (66 amino acids)
Source: RefSeq, a predicted model, not a curated record